Desarmillaria tabescens is the source of this 180-nucleotide messenger RNA. RefSeq lists its product as uncharacterized. The record is from RefSeq and is a predicted model, not a curated record. NCBI's taxonomy places the organism in Eukaryota, Fungi, Basidiomycota, Agaricomycetes, Agaricales, Physalacriaceae. The transcript has a single exon. The annotation marks the transcript as partial.
UUGGAAUCAUGUCACACUGAGUGCUUGAACCAUCCGAUGAUGAACCAUUACUAUGACAAAUUAGAGACAAUUAUGAAGGAGUUUGACAUUCCACAGGAGAAUGUCUACAAUAUGGAUGAGAAGGGGAUACAGAUGGGGAUCGGAAAGCGCACCAUGGUUCUUGUGGACUGUGACCAGAGA